UUUUUCUCUUUUCGGCGGGUCGUGUCGUGUAACACGCUUGAAGACUGUACAUGGGUUACUCAAUGGGCAUCGCCAGUCAUUUGCCUGAUCAUCCUUUGUAUGCUGCAAUUUCAAUCCUGGGCAGAUUUCGAUCCAUUUUAAGAUUCUGCAUUGUCCUGCCGGGUAUCGUAGUAUUUAGUCGUAAGAGAUGUCUGAUGAUGGAGCAGGUCGACGGAAAGGAGAUCGAUACGAACUCAUGAGGGAAGAAAUUGAAUGCUACAAAACCAUGGGAUAUGUGCAUCUCAAAGGGGUACUAUCAGAAGACGAAUUGCACAAUUUGGAAGAAGAAUACAUGUCGUUUUUAAGGCACGAAGUAGCAGUCGAAGGUCGAGAUUUCUGUGACAUGUCUGCAGAUUACUCUAAGCCUCUGGAAGAUUACUCGAUUGUGAACAUUAUGCUCCCUUCCAAGUACAAUCCGUGGCUGAAAGGAAAUAUUUACGAGAAGAGAGCAGCUUCAAUAUCCGAGCAACUGUUGGGACCGGACAUGGUGUUCGAUUACGAUCAACUUCUAGCCAAACCUCCGGGUAAGUCCGAUGGUGUGUUUCACUGGCACCAGGACCUUGCGUACUGGCCCGUUACGGACGACACAAGAACAGCUUCAUUCUGGCUCGCAAUUGAUAAUUCCCGGGUUGAAAAUGGAUGCAUACAGUUUGUUCCAGGAACACAUCUGGAGAAAAAUUUGAGGUAUCAUGGACCUCUGCAUGGAGAUCGCGACAAGUCGCAUACUUUGGCAGCUAGAUUAGCUGAGGAUGAUAUGCCUAAACCUGCUGAAAUUGACAGAGGCGAUGUGACUGUUCAUCACGAGAGAACGUUACAUGGCUCUGGUAUCAAUUCAAGCACUGAUAGCUGGAGACGCGCAUGGGUGGUGGCAUUUCGAUCUAAGGAAACCGUUGAAUUUGAACGUAGUAUAGGAUUCACCCACUCACACAACGACAAACUGGAAACUUUGAAUGCAGUAGGUCAGGAGAAUACGUAAAAAAACAGAUCCAGUACUGCGCUGUUUUAAUAAGGAAAACUGUGCAGGCUCUUCAAAUUCUUAUUGAUAAAAAACUUUUCCCUAGUUUACAGCAUCAUCCAACUAAUAUGUGAGGACUCACAUUGGUUUCAUAUUUUGACAUAGUUUCAAUUAUCCUAUGUAUUUAGUUCCUUGAAAUAGUAGUGUCCGGACAAAUUGUUCAUUUUAAACAUUAAACAAUUUUUGUAGUAUCUUUUACCAGGAGCCACCAAUUCGAGGGGCUUCAAGUAUUUCAAUG
Molecule: messenger RNA, 1292 nt
Organism: Marchantia polymorpha subsp. ruderalis
Lineage: Eukaryota; Viridiplantae; Streptophyta; Marchantiopsida; Marchantiales; Marchantiaceae
Source: the annotation of a GenBank genome assembly